Molecule: messenger RNA, 575 nt
Organism: Eruca vesicaria subsp. sativa (arugula)
Lineage: Eukaryota; Viridiplantae; Streptophyta; Magnoliopsida; Brassicales; Brassicaceae
Source: the annotation of a GenBank genome assembly
CGAACAUUUAAAGCGAACUCUCAAGCUAAUCAUCUCUAAUCAGUCACAAUACCGGUCGAAGAAGACAAGAACAUGAAGGUAUGUAUGGUGUAAUCAGUAACAAGUACUAACUUGGAUACUCGUGUGUAUGUGUGAAAGAGACUUCUCUUGUGAUGUUCAGAGGUUUUUCUACUUUUGUGCAGCAAAAGAUCCUGAUAAGAGUCUCUAUGACUGAUGAUAAAACACGAGCUAAAGCAAUGAAAACUGCUGUUCAGUUUAAAGGUGUGUCAGGUGCGGAAAUAAAGGGAGAUCACAUGAACCAGAUUGAAGUGACAGGUGUUGAAGUCGACAUGAUCUGUCUAACCAACACACUGAGAAAGAAGGUUGGCUUUGCGGAGCUUGUAAGCGUAAACAAAGUAGAACCACCCAAGAAACCCGAGGAGAAAAAGCCAGAGCCAUGUUAUCAACCAUGGCAUUAUUAUACAUAUGGUGUGCCCUCUUCCUCUCCACACCCGUGUGAUCCCUACGGUUAUAACGGAAGGGGAUACACCGAGGAACCCGUCUACAAUCACGAGCCUAAUUGCAGGAUCAUGUGA